Messenger RNA from Zychaea mexicana, 2563 nucleotides. RefSeq names its product glycoside hydrolase superfamily. Gene Ontology annotation, molecular function: beta-glucosidase activity. Gene Ontology annotation, biological process: glucan catabolic process. The record is from RefSeq and is a predicted model, not a curated record. The transcript has 16 exons. The coding region runs from base 83 to 2293 and encodes 736 amino acids. Lineage: Eukaryota; Fungi; Mucoromycota; Mucoromycetes; Mucorales; Lichtheimiaceae.
GGAGAAUAAAGUUAUAAAAGGUCGCGUUCAAAGAGGUGAUUUUUAUAAACAUAUACAUCUUCUCUAAUCACAUAUUAAUACCAUGAGACUCUUUGCUUCUGCAACCGGGCUCUUGGCCGUCCUUUCGGUUUUACAAGUGUCAUCUGCCGCACCUACUAGUGAUGACAGCUAUGAAAUCUCUUGGGAUGAAGCAUAUGCCAAAGCAGAGAAGUUGGUCAGUGGUUGGACGUUGGAAGAGAAAGUCAACGUUGGAACUGGAAGUGGCAACGAACAGGGUCCUUGUGAAGGCAAUACUAUCGCAGCUCCAGGUUUCCCUGCUCUGUGUAUGAACGAUGGUCCUACCGGUCUUCGCCGAGCCUACAAUACGAGCCAGUAUGUUGCGGGUAUCAACGCUGGUGCUUCAUUUGACAGGGAAUUGACGCGCCAGCGUGGUGCUUAUAUGGGUCAAGAAUGGCGCGAUAAGGGCGUAAAUGUUAUGCUAGGUCCAGGCAUGAACAUGCUCCGCGUACCUCGUGGUGGUCGCAACUGGGAAUACGCCGGUGAAGAUCCAUAUCUCGUAGCCGCUAUUGCUGAAGAAAGCGUCAAAGGUAUCCAGAGCUCGGGUGUGGUUGCCACCACUAAGCAUAUAAUUGGCAACGAACAAGAAGCCAACCGCUAUGAUGUAGAUACUGUGAUGGAUGACAAGACUCUACAUGAAAUGUACUUGAUUCCAUUUAUCCACGCUAUCGAAGCUGGCUCAGCGUCGGUCAUGUGCGCCUACAAUAAGGUCAAUGGUUCGUAUGCUUGCGACAGCGAUAAUGUCAUGAACCACAUCACGAAGGAAGAAUUAGGAUUCAGGGGUUUUAUCAUGAGUGAUUGGUGGGCGACGCACUCGACUGUCAAUGGUAUAAACAGUGGUCUUGAUAUGACUAUGCCUGGUGAUGCCAAUGCUGACAGUGUUACUGGUGGUGGUUUGUGGUUUGGCAAGAACUUGACUGAUGCUGUGGAACGUGGUGAUGUCACUGAAGAACGGAUUACCGAUAUGGCAACUCGCAUCGUUGCUGCUUGGUACAAGGUCAGCGAAGACAAGGACUAUCCCGAGCUUCGAUUCAACUACUUCGAUUCUUCUGUUGGUGAGGAAGUUGAUGUCCAGCGUAACCACAAAGAAAACAUUCGUGCCCAGGGUGCUGCCUCUGUGGUUCUUUUGAAAAAUGAGGAAGACAUUCUUCCUCUAAAGGAAGAUACCAUUAAAAAGCUCGCUAUCAUUGGCAGUGACGCUGGACCUGACCCUGAAGGUUUGAACCAAUGCAUUGAUGGCAGCUGCUCUCGUGGAACUUUGACUCAAGGCUGGGGAUCAGGUUCUUGCUACUUACCAUAUCUUGUUACGCCUCUCGACGGUAUUACAGCUCGUGCUGGCGACUCUGUUGAGAUCUCUCAUACCUUCGAUGAUUGGGACCUCGAAAACGCUGCCAAGGUUGCUGCUGAUGCUGACAUAGCUCUUGUAUUUGCCAAAUCGAACUCUGGUGAAAUGUACAUCAUUGUCGACGAUAACGAGGGUGACCGUAACAACAUUACCCUUUGGUACAAUGGCGAGAACUUGAUAAAUGCAGUUGCAGAUGCAAACAAGGAAACAAUUGUUGUUAUUCACUCUGUUGGACCUAUUGACUUUUCAUCCUGGAUCGAUCAUCCCAAUAUCAAGGCUAUUGUUUGGCCUGGGUUGCCGGGCCAGGAAACCGGAAACUCACUUGCCGAUGUCUUGUUUGGUGAUUACAACCCUUCAGGUCGCCUGCCUUAUACUAUUGCCAAGAAAGAAUCCGAUUAUGUUGCUGACGUGUCCCAAGAGCUCACUGUCGAGUACACCGAGGGUGUCUAUAUUGGCUACCGUCACUUUGACAAGCACGGCAUUGAACCCUUGUUUGAAUUCGGCUACGGCUUGUCUUACACCACGUUCGACUAUAGCAAAUUGAAGGUCAAGACCUCGCACAACAAGGACAAGGAACCCAAGCAAAAGGAUAUUUUGGCUAGCGCUUCACUAUUUGUUGAGAACACCGGCAAGGCCGAUGGCAACGAAAUCGUUCAAGCUUAUAUUGCCUACCCUGAAUCGGCCGAUCAGCCACCCAAGCAAUUGCGUGGUUUUGAAAAGGUCUUUUUGGAAGCUGGCAAGAAGAGCAAGGUUAACUUUGACUUCACUGCUCGUGAUCUGAGCACCUGGGACGUUGUCCAACAAAAAUGGGUUGUUGCUACCGGUGAAUUCACCUUGCUUGUCGGUCAUACUAGCUUGGAUAUCCGGCAAAAGGCUUCCUUCACCAUCUAAGAAAAGAACAUCACUCUUUCCUUACCUUUUCUUUUCCCUUUCAAUGAUUAUACUUCUGUUAUCGCUCUGAGCCCCUUGAUAUUAUUUAUUUGAUAUAAAUGAACACAAAUUCUUUAUUUCCUCGUAACAGACCAUUACCAAUACUGCGUGUUCAUGAUGAUACUUUCAUAUUUUUGAGCUGAUCCCUCUCUUUAGAUUAACACAAAUGAAAUUAUCACAAAGGAAGUCAGGUGUGACAAAGCAUCAUAUGCUUGAUUACUUUGUUUUUAC